Anguilla anguilla (European eel) is the source of this 2386-nucleotide messenger RNA. Its product is annotated as leucine-rich repeat-containing protein 19-like. The transcript has 5 exons. Bases 591 to 1730 code for a protein of 379 amino acids. NCBI's taxonomy places the organism in Eukaryota, Metazoa, Chordata, Actinopteri, Anguilliformes, Anguillidae. The record is from RefSeq and is a predicted model, not a curated record. Gene Ontology annotation, cellular component: plasma membrane. Gene Ontology annotation, biological process: positive regulation of non-canonical NF-kappaB signal transduction; interleukin-8 production. Gene Ontology annotation, molecular function: protein binding; signaling receptor activity.
CACAAUCUUAUGACCCGAUAUGACACUGAUUUAAUACACAACAUGCUGACCCCACAGCUCUGGAAUGUUUACUUUCAAGUGCUUUUGUUCUUAAAUGGAGACAACUGUUCAUUUUCAAUACAAUAAAGAGCUGCAAAUCUCCACGCAGAAAGGCUUUUCUGUGUUCCCUGAACAGGAUGCUGUAAACUAUUGAGGCGGCCUACUGCCUUGGCCUUUGUCCAGAGGCAUUUCUGGAUUUAUGAUCCAUUCACGGCACAGCGCCUGGAUAAGGGCGGACCCCCACGUCCCCCCGAAUCUGCCCACGCUCAAAGGGGCGAAGCGCGCUGGUCCGUCCCGGGCCGGAGGCAGCCGCUAGCUUUCCUACCGAAGACGCCCAUUGUGCCUUCAUCAGUUCAACGGCCGUGAUUUCUCUGGGACUGCGUGAGAACCGUUGAGAUGUGCGCACAUACGCGCUAACGCCUUCCAAAGCCACCGCUCACCCGAAAUACAGAGAGGAGCUCAAAGUGCACCUUAAUGUGAGCGAGUCCAUCCCCGCUAUCAAAGGGACUUCAGCGCUGCUGCACCAGGUGUUGGUUUGUGUCGCACCACGUAUGUCAUCUGGAGGAAAGACCAUGUUUGUCAGUGGAAUACUGCUCCUGGGGCUGGGCUGUGUGCUGACGGCACCGACACCAGCAUCAAGUGAAAAUGGGCUGGACACCAACUUUUACAACAAGACGCUGGGGCUCAUUCCUCCCCACCUUCCCUCAAACAUCACAGCGCUAACUCUGAGCCGCAACCUCAUUGAGAUGUCAGAGGAGGACAUCGGGACGCUAAAGAAUUACACCAAACUGACGGAGCUCCAUCUUGACAACAACAAGAUAAGCGCUUUGCCCGACCACAUCUUCGACAGCCUCUCAGGCCUGAGGAUCUUCAACUUGUCUGGUAACAGCAUCAGCAGAGUGGACCCCCAGGCCUUCAAGGCCCUGGGAAUGCUGAAGGCGCUGGACCUUUCCCACAACCCCCUACAGUCCCUCCCGCCGGGGGUGUUUGCCAGCCUGACCAGCUUAGAGAGUCUCUCCGUAAAAGACUGCACCCUGCGGUCUCUGGAGAAGGGCACUUUCAGUAACCUGGUUAAGCUAAGGCGUCUCGACCUGGGGGGAAACGCCUGGAACUGCUCUUGUGACUUCCUGGAGAUAAUAAGAAACUCGGGAGCGGAGAUCAGCCCGGGGGCUGCCUGUGCCAGCCCAAAGGACAGAGAAGGUAAAGGCCUCCUGGACAGCAGCUUCUGCGUUCCCAAGCUGAUCACAACAAAACCGCCCGUGACCAUUAAAGCGAGCUCAACCCAGACAAUGAAGACGCUCACUCCUGGACGAAACAGCAGCUCCAGCUCCAUGAAUAGAGCUGCCCCUGCCCCGAGUGGAGGUGCCCCUCCGGGAGGGAGCACCUGGAAGUUCCUAGCGGGCGUGCUGGCGACGGCCCUCGGCACAUCCACGCUCCUCGUCUGUGCCAUCAAGGCGCCCUCCUGGUACAAGCUGCUCUUCAACUACCGCCACCAGCGUCUCCGCGAGGAGGCGGAGCCCAACGUCUUCACCACCGGGCGGUACUCCACCUUCAGCCUGGACACGGAGCAGACGGAGAUCAGCGCCCAGGAGCUGCAGGUGCAGCUGGAGGUGGAGAUGGACGACGAGGAUGGCUACAUCGAGGACCGCUACAUCGAAACAGCGGACUACAAACCGGUGGAUGACGCCUGAAAGGUAGUGCCCAGGUCACCGGCCGCAGACUGCAGGUGAAGUGGGCUUGAGCCUGGCUAAUGGACACAACCACAGAGGACUACAGCUGAAUCCAGGGGACUCUCAUUGACCUACACUUAUGAUUGAACUCAAGACACUUUUUAUUUUGAAAUGCAUCAAAAAUAUAUCUAAUGAGACUGAAAAACAAGAAAACAACAGUGACCAGCAGCACUGUUCUCAAUGCUUCACACAAAGGUUAUUUUUCCCUUCCAGCAUGACAAACCACACCACUAACCAAUAAGUUAAAUUUAGCACAACACCAAGGACCUCCACUUGCAUCCUGACUGCUCAGGGUUUAAACACAGAAAUGUGUUUAUUUAAAAAUGAUUCCCAGUAAACAGACCAGGAAUGAUGACUUUCAAAAUCAAAGCUUGCUUCAGACACACAAUCUAUUAUGUAUAUCUGGUAAUUCCUUAAAUCUUCCUAUGUUUUGACAACAGAGCAAUAAACCUGCAGACUGUGUUUUCAGACAGGGGCUUAUGGGAUUGAAGAUAAUACAGAGAUGAGACUUCCCUUUGCUAGUAAAGUAUCAUAUCAGCCUUUAAUUCAAUCUUGGCAAGCUACACAUCUCAGUUUCCCAUUUUAAGUAAACAACCUCACCUUGAUCAGGUAACGUC